ACAACCCUCUAGAAUGUUCGGUUCAAAAUAAAACUUUCAGUAAUUCAUACAGAUUUGAUCCGUCAAACAGGGCACAAAAGAGGAAAGAAGCUUUACAAUGAGAUUCAAUUUAUUGUGCUGCUUCACGGCAGAGCGUGAAAAAGCCUGGGGGGAUGAGGAGCCUCAGCCAGUGUCUUCGCCAACGCCGAGCAAGGUGGGAGGCAAGAAAAAGAAGAAGGAAAAGAACCAGGCAAAUGAAGAAGCCAAUCUCAGUUUGGAUAUGGAGAGAAAGGAGACUCCAAAAGACCGUUUCCUGAGAGAACUGAGAGAGAGGGAUAGGCUGGAGGAGCAGAAUUGGAGACUGAGAGGCAGGUUUGAGCGCAGGAAGCCAGCCAAGAUGAAGAAGGCCAUGUGUCCAUCUAAGGCUGCGCAGGCUAACUUGUCAUACCAAAGGAGGUGGUCCAUGACUGGCAUGGAGGGGGAGAGGACACUGAAGUACCAGCCAACGGUUCAAAAUGGUGGCCCAUAUUUUGAAAGGCUCAAACAAAGCUUUGAAGCGAGGGACUUCCAGGAGGCAGAGGAGAGGAGGAAGAGACUGAGGAGCUGGUUUGAACACAGGGAAGACGCAACGAUGAAGUCUGAUCCUCAACUUAUAGUCGGUUCACCAGAGAACGUCUGGUUACACCAAAGGCUGUGUCCAUUGGACGACGUGGAGGAGAUGAGGCUGCACCUGCAGGCCCGGUUUCAGCAGCGAGGCCGGGCUACACAGAGCUGCUCUGAGCUGCAAAGGGACAAGAGGCUGCAGCCAUAGUCCCGCUAUCAGUACAAAGACCUGACUUCAACCAGACUGUAGGAAGCCAUCAUGGCUCAUCAAUCGUAUUAUUUUUGUGAAUUAUGUGAAUACAUUUUGUUACUACAAA
This is a messenger RNA of Engraulis encrasicolus (European anchovy), 899 nucleotides long. RefSeq lists its product as uncharacterized. The record is from RefSeq and is a predicted model, not a curated record. Lineage: Eukaryota; Metazoa; Chordata; Actinopteri; Clupeiformes; Engraulidae. Bases 98 to 790 code for a protein of 230 amino acids. The transcript has 4 exons.